AUGUCUUUACAAGCCAUUAACACCGACGCCAAGUUAUCAUCGAGCCACAGUCAACAGUGCUUUGAGAUGCCGUUAUCCUGAAUAUGAUGGGUCUAAAUGCAUUGUAGCAUCUGAUACUGCUAAUCAUAUAGCGAAGUCUCAAAGUGCUUCAAGAACCUCCAGAAGCCCAAAGAGAGGGGCUAAUGUAGAUGGGCCAUAUUCGUACAGACCUCAGUGUCGACCAAGAUCAUUGUCUGCGCGUAGUCGUCAAAAUUACAAUGAAAUUUCGCCUGUUAACUCAUUAUCCACAUGGGAUCUACGUGAACGGACAAUUCGAGAUGCACAAGAUCGCAGUGAUCGUUAUUGGCAUUUGUAUCGAUUUUGGCAAAAUGAAUAUGAUCGAUUACGUUUACAAAGAUGUUGA
This is a messenger RNA of Schistosoma intercalatum, 403 nucleotides long. NCBI's taxonomy places the organism in Eukaryota, Metazoa, Platyhelminthes, Trematoda, Strigeidida, Schistosomatidae. The record is from the annotation of a GenBank genome assembly.